Phragmites australis (common reed) is the source of this 1479-nucleotide messenger RNA. RefSeq lists its product as uncharacterized. Lineage: Eukaryota; Viridiplantae; Streptophyta; Magnoliopsida; Poales; Poaceae. The transcript is spliced from 5 exons. The record is from RefSeq and is a predicted model, not a curated record. Bases 155 to 1090 code for a protein of 311 amino acids.
CACAGUUCGAUGCCUUCUUUUCCUGCAAAAGUUCAGAAGUAAACACUACAAGAGCAACAGGCGCCGCAAAGAGUUCUCUUCAUAAAGAUAUAGAAGCGUCAGAGAAGAAGGGAAGACCAGAAGAGAGCUGCAGUGUUGCACCAAAGGUUCAGCAAUGGCAGGAGCAAGCGGCAGCAGCAGGUUGCUCAGGGCAACCACCAAGGCUUUCCAAACGGACAGCCAUCUUCUGUCAUCUUCAACGUUUGGUAACGCCAGUGCAUAUCGCAUCCCGUCUCUGAAGUUCCGGUUCCGGUGGGAGGCGAAGAAGACGCACAGGAUUAGCCACGCCGUGGAGCCAAGGGCUGCCUUGAUCACCCUGGGAGCUGCCAGCAUCACACCGGAGAAGAAGCAGGGGAUUUUCCUAUCGGAGGAGGUGAAGAACAUUGAUCUCUUGUCACCUCUGGCGUAUGAGAUCACAAGGCGGUUGAUCCUGAGGCAAUUUGGAGCGACAUGGCUGGCACUGAACAGGCAGUGUUGGUCAAAGAUCGCUGAGACCAUCAUCCACCAGGUCGUCGUCAGCUGCAAGUCAUUCACGCUGAUUGGUGUCGCAGGAUCCCUUAUAGGUUCAGUCCCAUGUUUUGUUGAGGGUUGUGUUGUUGUGCUGAAAUCAUUCUUCAUGCGCUUCCUUACCGUGUCCCAAACAGUAGAUCAAGGUGAAAUCAUAAAGAUGCUUAUCGAAGCACUAGACAUGUUUCUGAUUGGCACAGCCCUUCUCACAUUUGGCAUGGGCAUGUACAUCAUGUUCUAUGGUUCCCAGAGCGUUCAGAAGCCAGGAAGGCAUAUCAACACAUCCCACUUAGGCGCAUUCAACUUAAAGAAGCUGAAAGAAGGGACCAGGAUCAGGUCCAUCACGCAGGCAAAGACGAGGAUCGGCCAUGCCAUAGUCCUGCUGCUCCAGGUGGGCGUCCUCGAGAAGUUCAAGAGCGUGCCACUGGUCAGUGGGUUUGACAUGGCCUGCUUCGCUGGAGCGGUGCUCGCUUCCUCCGCCGGUGUCUUCCUCCUGUCAAAGCUCACGAUGGGUCAGCAAAGAUCGAAGCAAACCUUUGUAUGAGCAUAUCUCCAUGUGACAGUGCAAGAGUUACCGACACAUUGCAAAGCACCAAGUAUGCAUACACAGAAACCAGAGGAGAACACGAAGAUUUCUACAAUGAGGGAAAGGGGUUCAGAACAUUCAGAAUUGCAGUCCCCGUGUUGUACUAGUGGAUUUGAGUUUUGUUUCACUAGUUUUCCACUCUUACCUAUUGUUCUCAGAUGCUUAGUUCUUAUUCAUUUGUUCUUUAUAGUCAUCAGGACUAGGAAUAUUGGUAUAAGAAAAAGACUAGGAAUUGAAAAAAUCGUAGAGUUCUAAUGUUUUCCUGUAUGUUACUGAUAUUGGUUUGAGGCUUGUACGCAUUACAUGAUGUCAAUAAAACUUACCGUGGAAAGAAAAACGCUCCCCAA